CUCGUUUGACACGGAAUAACCCCGACUCGCCUUCCCCAUGGUCCCGGUGAUAGAAAAAUCUGCAUUAUUUGAUUCGGCUGCUCGGACCUCUUGCUUGCUACGACUCUUCCUCUCGUCCGUGAAAUGUUGCGCAAUAACGGGGAAUGUCCCACCUCCUGCCAGACAAUGGCCAGAAGCGUUGUCGCCCGCAAACGGAACAUCCAAGGUAGAACCAAGGUGAAGACCGGUUGUGCAACCUGCAGAAUUAGGAAGGUCAAAUGCGACGAGAUUAAACCGGUUUGCAAAAAAUGUGUCAGCACGGGUCGUACUUGCGACGGCUACGCGUCCCCAUUCAGAACUUUUACCAUACAAAGCAUCUACAACGCUCAUGCUGGCGGCAAUAAGUCACACAUUGAUCUACAACCCAUCGGGCCCACCUUAACUAAGAUCGGCCCCCGGGACUGCGUGUCGUAUAGGCGGAUCAAUCAAGCUGGCUUGGAGGACUUGCCUGGCUUCUUCGUCACAGCCCAGCUUCACGUCGAACAUGGUUUUGGUCGAGAAGCAACGACUGAGAAGUUCGAUGUCAUGUCUCUCAGAGCUCUUCGGGAAGAUCUGGAGACGUCCAGAGACGGUUCAGCAUCUGUCGUGCAGCAGACCCCGAACUAUAACUAUGGACUCCAACAAUACUGUACGGCUUUGGGGGGUCUUGCGUCUAACCUCUCAUCCCCGGGCGCCAACGGAUUGAAGUCAACAUUACUUUGCUGUCAGAUCUUCAUCAGUAUUGAGCAAGUGCGAGGGAAUUACUCUGCCAUGGCCCAGCAUAUCAUUCGAGGACUCAGGAUCAUGCAAGAGUACCGGGCAAGGCCAGAUUUUGUUGCCGAAGAUAAACUGGCGCCAGCAAACCAUGAAACUCUACCCUUCCUGGAUGUUUUCAUCAUCAAGCUGUUUGCUGCACCAUGUAAGUUCGCGGAUCCUCCAGCAACAGCCGACAUGGGCGGUACGACUUUGUCCGGGGUUUUGAUCUCGCAUCAUCAACCGCCUGCGGAAUCUCGCCAUUUUCACACAAUUGCUCCCAACAUGCGGACAGAGCUUACAAGGAUCGCUAAAUCAACGCUUGAAUUCCUCGGAAAAGUGUCGCGAGUCGAAUCAGUAGGAAACGCUCUUCGACUACUAUCCGACAAAGCCGCUCUGCUGGACUCUUUAAAAUCGUGGCUCAUUGAUCUCGAGCGCGUCCAGACAGAGAUAAAAUCUUCUCGCCUCGAGCCUCUUUCAGUGUCUUUCAUGCGCUUCUUCCAUUUGAUACUAAAAAUCGUUCUCUUGGGUGCUCUAGACUCCUCACCAGAUCUUUAUGCCGAGCUGCAGACCGAGAACGAUCGAUUACAGGGCGUAGCUAACAGCCUGGGUGAAAGAGUCAUGGCUUAUAGAAUGUGCAGUGGGACUAGUAGUGAUCGAGGAGAACGAUCUAAUAUGCGCUGAUAUUCAGGGCAAAGAGGCGUGAUCUUUCUUAGCCACGCAGUUGAUUUGCAAAUUCGACGGAGAGCUACCUCCCUUGAAAGUUUAAGGUGCAGGGACGUUUCUAGCACCCGUACCUUAACCAAGGUAUAUUACAAGGCGCGCAAUAAUGUAGAAAAUCUUUUUG
Truncatella angustata is the source of this 1618-nucleotide messenger RNA. RefSeq lists its product as uncharacterized. The transcript is spliced from 2 exons. NCBI's taxonomy places the organism in Eukaryota, Fungi, Ascomycota, Sordariomycetes, Amphisphaeriales, Sporocadaceae. Gene Ontology annotation, molecular function: DNA-binding transcription factor activity, RNA polymerase II-specific; zinc ion binding. Bases 124 to 1455 code for a protein of 443 amino acids. Gene Ontology annotation, biological process: regulation of DNA-templated transcription. The record is from RefSeq and is a predicted model, not a curated record.